AUGCGUUGCACAGCUAUUCUCGCAGGCGUCAUCUUCGCAGCCUCUGGCCUGGCUCGCCCUCUCGAUGCCGUCGAUACAAGCCUUCUCAGCACGGAGCUCCCGGAAGUCCCUGAAAUCUCCGUGCCCGCCCUCCCAGAAAAACGCCAAAUCGACCUCUCGGGUCUCACCGACCUCGUCGGCGGUGUCGUAGGAGAGGUUACCGGCACACUCACAGGCCUCAUCCCCACCUUGGUCGGCACGCUCAACGAAGUCGGCGCCAUCGUCGAUGGGCUCCUCGAGAACGUGGAGACCGCAGACAUUGACGGCACGCUCGAGGAAGUCGAGUCAAUCCUGUCCAGCACCAUCGACGAGAUCAAUGCCAUCACCAGCACCGCCGGCGUCGAUAUCUCCGGCGAGUUGGCCACCGUCCAGGCUGAACUGUCAACUGCCAUCACCGAGGCCGAGGCUCUGGUCGGCAGCGUGCAGAGCCUCAUUGGCUUGGUCAGCGUGACUGACACCCUCUCCGAGGUGGAGAGCCUGGCCGCCACGCUUGUCGACCUGCUUGCCAGUUUGCUGUAA
This is a messenger RNA of Cladophialophora yegresii CBS 114405, 558 nucleotides long. RefSeq lists its product as uncharacterized. The coding region runs from base 1 to 558 and encodes 185 amino acids. The record is from RefSeq and is a predicted model, not a curated record. Lineage: Eukaryota; Fungi; Ascomycota; Eurotiomycetes; Chaetothyriales; Herpotrichiellaceae. The transcript has 2 exons.